AUGCAGGGCCGUAAAAUUAGACAUCUGUCAGCAAUCCAGAGACCCUUUGCUCUAAACAUAACUCGUGCUUAUCGCACAACAGCCUCUAAUGCAAUCAAUGUUUUAGCGGGAUUAUUACCCCUCCACUUACGAGUUGAAGAAGAGGCUGUCAGGCAACUCAUCAAACAGUUACGGCGUCCAGCUUACUUCUCUGAUGAAUAUUUCCUUCCAGAAGAAUAUGAAAUCCCGGCUCCUGAUUUUCGUACCCAUCCAUCAUUUAAAGGCAUUGGUGUUCGCAUCCAAGUUCAGCCAACUGCUACAGCUCUGCCUUCUCAAAUAGAAAUUUAUACAGACGGCUCGAAAAUCAACGAAAACACAGGCAGUGCUUUUGCUGUUUUGCGGGAUCAUAUAGUUACACAUCAUUGGAAAGGUCAACUGCGCUCUCAAAAUUCAGUCUUCCAAGGUGAAGCGAUUGCUAUUGCACAAGCCUUACGCUACUUAAUCUUUUACGGUAUUAAAAAAGCAGUUAUAAAAACAGACAGUCUAUCGUCGUUGCGUGCUUUAGGUAAUCCUGACCAUCCAUCUACCAUCAUCCAAACCAUUCAGCAGGACCUAAGAGAGCAUUUCCCCCAUCAGCUUAAACUUGAGUGGAUCAAAGCUCAUGCUGGGCAUUACGGAAACGAAACUGCAGACAGUCUAGCCAAAGAGGCAGCUUCAGGCAAUGCAGAUACUCAAGUCAAUAUCCCAUGGCCUAUUUCUUAUCUAAAGAAAUGCCUGAGAUUGAAGGCCAUUGGACGAUGGCAAGAGGAAUGGGACGAGGGCUCAACCGGUCGACGAACGCAGUAUCACAUAGCGUAUGUGGACACUGACCGUAUCAUUUCCAACCCUCAGCUCGUUCGAUUUAUCACUGGCCAUGGUCCAUUUCCGCAAUAUUUUGCAAAACGCGGGCUCAGCCAUACUGAGUUCUGCUGCUGCGGAGAUAUUGGAUCCCCAGAGCAUUACCUGACCACUUGUCCAUUGACAUCUGAUCUUCAUAUUCAACUGCCAAGUACCAACAGGCAGGCCUUCUGCAAAUUUAUCAUAAAGCAAGAGAGAUAUCUGAUUACAAAGGUUGUCAAUUUAAUGGACAAACUGUCUGCGCUGGGCAUGGACUUAUGUCAGACAGCGUAA
Molecule: messenger RNA, 1149 nt
Organism: Stegodyphus dumicola
Lineage: Eukaryota; Metazoa; Arthropoda; Arachnida; Araneae; Eresidae
Source: RefSeq, a predicted model, not a curated record